Molecule: messenger RNA, 1725 nt
Organism: Leishmania mexicana MHOM/GT/2001/U1103
Lineage: Eukaryota; Euglenozoa; Kinetoplastea; Trypanosomatida; Trypanosomatidae
Product: double-strand-break repair protein rad21 homolog,putative
Exons: 1
Coding region: 1-1725 (574 amino acids)
Biological process (GO): synaptonemal complex assembly; mitotic sister chromatid cohesion; replication-born double-strand break repair via sister chromatid exchange
Cellular component (GO): synaptonemal complex; cohesin complex
Molecular function (GO): chromatin binding; protein binding
Source: RefSeq, a predicted model, not a curated record
AUGUUCUUCUCAACCUACGUGCUCACGAAGAAGGGCCCGCUCGCCAAGGUUUGGCUCGCCGCGCACUGGGACAAGCGACUCACCCGCCAUGAAGUGAAGGUGGUCGACCUCAGUCAGACUAUCCUCCACAUUGUCCGCCCUGUCGUCCCGAUCGCCCUGCGCACGUCCGGUGAACUGCUCGUCGGUGUCGUGCGCAUCUACGCACUGAAGGUGAAGCACCUGCUGAAGGAGGCGACCGAGGCGACGCUCUUCUUGCGUGUGACGACUCUCGCGACGAAGGGCAGCAAGGCUGGUGUCGCCAGUCAGCACCGCACCACCUCGAUCGACGGCGUCGUGGUGCCCGUGAAGGGCAGCGAUGUCGAGGCCGUGACGUUUGACUGGAACGCCGAUGUCGCCGCGAAGCACGGCGCGGCGGCAGACACUGCCGAGGCUCUUGGCGAGGGCCGUUUUAAUGCCAUCGCUGAUCUGCUGGGAAACAGCCACCGCAUCGAAGUCUCCGACACAGACAAGGAGGAUGCCCUCCUGGCGUCGGCGUGGUACACAGUGCAGCCAACGUCGCAGGCGGCAGGCGACGAGCUUCACACCAUGCAGCAGGACUACGACGAGAUCGCUAAGAUGCGGGCAGACUUGAUGGCCUUCGGCGAGCGCGCCAGUGGGAGCGGCAGUGGCAGUAAGAGCAAAUCGAGUCUGUCGAGUAUGGAGAAGGGUCGUGGCAGCGUUGCCGUUGAUGUGGACGGCAUGGCGUUCCCCGCUGUCGGCGAUGAGCUGGAUAUUGGCGUCCCGCUCCCUGACGAGCUACCGCCGGGCUUCCCUGCUCUGGACGGGCAGGUGCCGACGGGCAUGAUACCAGCCGAUCCGUUCCUGCUGCCGGAUAUGAUGAUGAACAUGGAUGAGGCGGCGGUGGCGGUGCAGCAGUCACGUCCAGGCCGAAAGAUGCGGCCGGUGAACGUGUGCGACCUCGACUCCACGACGCUAUCGCGCGAGGCCUUCGAGAAGUGCAUGGCAGACCGUAGCGACAUUCUUAACAGCGAGCCGCGCCGUGGCCCCUACGACGCGCAGGAGGAGGCUGACCGCUACACCGUGAGGGGGUCCGCGAACACGGCGAACGCGGUUGCUGCCAACCCCGCGAUGGACGCGGCGCCUCUCUCGGGGGUUCUGAACCCGGCGCUUCGCCUCGCAUACGCGGCAGCCCUGCGGGAGAGCGCCGAGAAAGCUGUCGCGAUGGCGGCGCAGGCGUUUCGGGAGUCGACGGCGCGGCGAAGCGAAGUCCCUGCUGGCGUCGGGGGCAUCCUCGAGGCGGACGAUGCGCAGGUUGCCGCGGCGGAUCUGGACGGCAGCGCCAUGCUGCUGCCGGAGGAGGAGGUGGCGCAGCAGCGUCGCAAGCGCGGCCGCGACGACGGUGACGGAGUCGAUGACUCAACGAUGGCUGCAGGUGUGUCGGCCAGUGUUCAGCAGACGCUGGAGCGCAUUCGAAUGGAGCUCUCGGUGCGCGCUGCGCGUGACCGCAAGAAGCCCCGCACGCAGUCGGCUGCCUCUCUCGUUGGUGCAAGCUGCGCGUUGCGGGAGGUGUGCCGUGGUCUGCGCCGUCGCGAUGCCGCACGCACGUUUGUGGACGUCCUCGCACUGGCAUCGAAACAGUACGUUAGCGCACAGCAGGCGCCGGGGUCUGAUGAGGUGCAGGUGACCCUGAACGAGUCGGCCCUGGGUCUAUUGGCUGCGGCGUGA